Messenger RNA from Xiphophorus hellerii (green swordtail), 5321 nucleotides. RefSeq names its product potassium voltage-gated channel, shaker-related subfamily, member 10a (gene kcna10a). Gene Ontology annotation, biological process: potassium ion transmembrane transport; protein homooligomerization; action potential. The record is from RefSeq and is a predicted model, not a curated record. NCBI's taxonomy places the organism in Eukaryota, Metazoa, Chordata, Actinopteri, Cyprinodontiformes, Poeciliidae. Gene Ontology annotation, cellular component: membrane; voltage-gated potassium channel complex. The transcript has 2 exons. Bases 1082 to 2806 code for a protein of 574 amino acids. Gene Ontology annotation, molecular function: protein binding; delayed rectifier potassium channel activity.
UUCGGACACAACUCUCUCUUUUCUCUCUCUCUUUCUCUCUCUCUCUCUUUCUCUCUCUCUCUGUCUCUCUCGCGCUCUCUCCCUGAUGAAAUCCGCGCAGCCUUAUUUGGUGGACGAAUAAAAACAAGGACUUUACAAAGUAAGGGAAUUGGCCAAAUUAAACACCGGGUAAUUAUGACGCGGUUAUAUCACUCACAUCUGCUCCCAGUGAGUGAUUCGCCGGUGACCCCGCCAGCUCAAGCUGUCGUAGCGGGCAGGGCUGGAAGCGCCGUUUGGUCUGGCGAUCCGGUGCGCAUAGACUAACAAUGCCUUCGGGCAAACUUUCCCAACGAUACCUGAAGUCCACAGGACCACCUCUCUUUUAAAGUAUCACAGAGGAACUGGUGCCUAUCUACAGUAGUUAUUGAACAUGAUGCAGGGUAUGACUUGGACAAGUCACCAUUUUUUUUCAGGCCAGUACACACACAUAGGAAAAACUAUAAUUCAUACCUUCACACACUCUCUCAAGACAACUUUGAGAGACUGAUUAACAUAAUGUGCGGGUUUAUGAACUUUAGGAGGAAACCAGAGUACUGAAAAAGAGCACAUGAUAACAGUGCUAAUAACGGCAACAUCCAUUCCUAAGGUCAAUAAUUGCAACUUCAAAAGGCUGCAGAAACAUGUUGAAAAGUAUUCUUAAUCAAAGUUAUGCCUUUGAGAUUGACUUCUUCCUUUGCUACUGAUUUUUCUAUUAUGCCAUUUCCAAAAAGAAGGCAAUCUUCUAUGAAACAAUCAAAGAUAAAAUAAGGCAUUUUUAGAUAUGGUAAUAUUCUUACCUUAAGAAAGGUAAUGUAUAAAAAGUCUCUAACCACUAAUCAAAACUGACAAAUUCUCUUUACUCUGUCUUUUCUUUUAUAGGUGUUGAAGGAAAGCUAAGAACAGCAAUGGCUUCCUGUUUGUCCUAUGAGUCUUCCUAAAGACUCAACUCUGGUGGGCUGAUGCUGCUACAUAUUUUGACAACUGAGUUAUCCCUCUGUUACUCAAAGUGUGAGAUUCUCUUAUCCUGGUAGUUUUAAGGUAUUGCACUGGCUGAACCCCAGCCAUGGAGGUGGCCCUGGUUGACUUUGAGAGCCUGGAGGACAUUAAUGGCACCCUUGAGGAUGAGAUUGACACCUAUGCUGAUGAGACAACAGCUCUCACAGUGGAUGUUCCUCCAGAGCAAAACAGCUCUGACAUCAAUAACCGUCUACGACCCCAUCAACUCUCCUCCACCCCUUCACAUUACAGCCCAAUGCCCUCCUACAUUUGGGAAUCCACCUCCUCUUCACCCAUUCCACCAACGCAGAGACUGGAAGUACCUCAGUCACCAGUGAUGCCAUCACCAAGCAGAAAGGGUCGCAGUAGUUGUGCCAGCAUUAUCUCCAACUGGAAGCUGCUGUUAAACAGUGAAGGCAUGAAGGAAAGUGAAACAAUCUUCAGUCGGCUCACGAAGGAGUGCUGUGAGGAUCUGUUUGCAGAUAAAAGAGGGUUGGAUGAUGGAGACCAGAAAGUCAUCAUCAACAUAGCUGGUCUUCGCUUUGAGACACAGCUCAAAACACUGGACCAGUUCCCUGAAACACUUCUUGGAGACCCCUGUAAGAGGACAGAGUACUUUGAUCCAAUGAGGAAUGAAUACUUCUUUGAUCGGAAUCGACCAAGUUUUGAUGGGAUCUUGUAUUACUAUCAGUCUGGCGGCAAAAUUAGAAGACCAGCUAAUGUUCCCCUUGAUGUGUUUGCUGAUGAAAUUGUAUUCUAUGAGCUCGGACAUGAAGCUAUGGAACAGUUCAGAGAAGAUGAAGGAUUCAUAAAAGAUGUUGACAUACCUCUCCCUAAAAAUGAAAUCCAUAGGCAAUUUUGGCUCCUGUUUGAAUACCCAGAGAGCUCCAAUGCAGCACGGGGUGUAGCGCUAGUUUCUGUCUUGGUCAUUGUCAUAUCUAUCAUCAUAUUCUGCAUGGAGACACUGCCAGAGUUCAGAGAUGACACUGAACUCUUUUUUCCAACAGUGGUUCAACAUGUCAACCAGUCCAAAGUAUCCCACUCUGGCUCUUUAGCUGGUGCAAAGCUCAAAACAUUAUCCGAUCCUUUCUUUUUUGUUGAAACUGUCUGCAUAGCUUGGUUUGCCUUUGAGUUGAUUGUUCGGUUUGUGGUGUGCCCGAGCAAAAGUGAGUUUUUCCACAACCUCAUGAACAUGAUCGACAUUAUAUCCAUUAUCCCCUAUUUUGUAACUUUGAUGACAGAACUGGCCACAACCCCUCAGGAGAGCUCAGGACAGAACAUGUCUUUGGCCAUUUUGCGUAUCAUCCGCUUGGUCAGGGUCUUCCGUAUUUUCAAGCUGUCACGUCACUCAAAGGGACUGCAGAUCUUGGGACAAACUCUAAAAGCAAGCAUGCGGGAGCUUGGUUUGCUCAUCUUCUUUCUUUUCAUUGGAGUUAUUCUUUUCUCCAGUGCCAUCUACUUUGCUGAAGUAGAUGACCCUGACACACAGUUUGUCAGCAUUCCUGAUGGGUUCUGGUGGGCUGUGGUGACCAUGACAACUGUAGGUUAUGGAGACAUGUGUCCUAUCACACUUGGGGGAAAAGUGGUGGGCACACUGUGUGCAAUAGCUGGUGUGUUGACAAUUGCUUUGCCUGUUCCUGUCAUUGUCUCCAACUUCAACUACUUCUACCACAGAGAGACAGAAGCAGAGGACAAGGUUCCCAUGACAGAGGCUCUUGAGCAAGCCAUAAAGGCAGAAGAAAGUACCAAACAGGGUAGCAAUCCUUCAGUUAAUAAGGUCAAUGGUAUCUGACAGAGGAAAAGGAGAAAAACUGCUGACUAAGAAAGAACUUUUCAAUCAAGCAGCAAAAAUAGUGGGAAUAUAAAAGGAAUUAAAUUUUAGUGAGAAUGAAUCCAAAGAAUGAACUUAAGAUUGAAUAAAUACUUAUUCUUUUGGUGAAAAAAAUGUUUUAUAGCAACAAACAGGGUGUACCAGACUUGUAUUUAUUUAUUUAUUUAUUUAUUUAUUUAUUUAUUUAUUUUUGUAUGAAAAUGGCACUUUGUGGAUUUACCUGAAAAUUCACUGUUAUUGUUUAGGAAUUUUUGUCAUUCUUCAUUAUUUUAGGUUAACUUCACUGUUUGUUGUCGCUUUAGAUAUGUAAAUCUUUCAUUACUAUCAUUCAAGAUGCAAAUUAAGUGUUAAACAGUUUCAUUUUUAACAUUGUUUUUUUCAUAAACUUUGCCAUUAUUUCUCUUAACCUUAGCUUAUUUUGGUUAAAAGAUAUUUAUGCACAUAUCUUUAUUUGCAACACAAUUUUCAGGCAUUUAAUGUCAAAUGUAGCUAAAGAUGAUCAUAACGAUGACCACAAAUUAAAUAUAUAUAAUGCUCUGCAAAAGUAGUCAUAUUCUUUGAACUUUUACAGAUUUGGUCAUGUUACAACUACAGGCCUCAGUAUAUUUUUAUUAAAACCCUAUAUGGUGAACUAAAACAAACUAAUGCAGAAUUGUGAAGAGGUAGUAUGGCAAGACUUUAAACCCACCACUGUCAUCCAGAUCAACCAACAGACCAUACAAGGAGAGCAUUCAUUAAAAAAGCAGCCAGAAGUCCAUGGUAACACUGUGGAAACCUUAAAAAUCCACAGUUCAGGUCAGCUGAUAGGUUGACUGUUCUAUCAUCCUCUCUGGAAAUCUGAUCCUCAUGGAAGAGUAGCUGAAAGAAAGCCAUUAUUGACUCCAUUAGGAGUCCUGCUUGCAAAAUGCCAAAAGCCAUAUUGGGAACACAUCAAACAAUACAUUGUUUUGACCAGGUUAGAAUGUAACUUUUUGACCUACAUGCAAAAAAUACACCACUAUAUUUCAAUUGCAGUGUUGGCAGCAUCAUGCUGUAGACAUGCUUUUCUUCACAGUAUCGGGAAAGGUGGUAAGAGAUUAUUGAAUAAUGGAUGGAGCUACGUACAGGCAAUUCUUGAUAAAAAUCUAUUAUGACAACAGAAGACUUGGAGGUUCAUCAUCCAGGAGGACAGUGAGCUUAAACAUACAGUAGAUACUAUGUGAUGGAAUGGGUUGAAUCAAAGCCCAGGUCUAUAUUUGUUUGUGAAUGUGUAGUAAGAGUUGAAGAAUUAGUGUUUCCAAUCCCACCCAACAAACCCCUUUGAAAAACCAUUCUGAUUGAACAGCCUUUCAAGGCAUUGUACAAUAAAAUUUUACUGCAAAACCCACGCUUUUAUAAACUGACCAAGAUCUUAUCAGAUAUCUGUUCAAAUUUUGGUAUAUUAUUUUGGUUUGAAAACAUUACUUGUUUAGCCAACCCUAAAAUGUUGCUAAGGAUAAACUUAUUUUGAUUGGAAGUAUGGCCAGGUCUUACCUAAUACAACCAAAGUUCUAAAAUAAAACUUAAAUAAAAAAGCUGACAGAGUUCCCUUAAUUCUGCUUGUGAAAAAUGUUUUUAUGUUUUAUGUGCUGCUGUGUUUGUUUACUUAAAAAUAUUGUUUUCCUAACAAUUUCUCACUUACUUUGAGAUUUUAAAAAAACUACCUACCUACAGUUUAACUUACUCCGCGUUAUGGAUUCCAAUGGAGUGCCUUAAAUUAUAUAAUGUUAGUGUACUGCUGAAUUUGCCAUACGUAACAAUGAUAUUUAAAAAGCAUUUAUCUUCAUUGUUUUCCAUUUCAGGUUGGUUGUUAAAAAAAACCUUUUUUUUCAUUUUUCGUUUAUAAAUUCUAAAAAAAAAAAGUCAUAACUAAGCUAUUCCUUGUUUCCUUUAAGAUAUUUGAAUACAUUUCAAGUAUAGCUAACUAAUGAGAAAAUAGCAUUUAUUUGUUAAUAUAAAUAUAUUAGCUUAUUGAAUAAUUUUUGCAUAAGAAAUGUAUCUUUUUUCAUAGAUGAAACAACAAAAAACACAACGAUCUAUUACAAUGACCGUUAUAUAUAUAUAUAUAUAUAUAUAUAUUGCUUCCCAUCCUGUAUGCUGCAAUGGACAGGUCAUUGUUACUGACUUAAACUUAGCAGAGCCUAAUUUGUAAAUAACUAAUUUACCAACUAUGUAUUGAAUAAAAUGAUAGAAGGGUUUAUAAAUUAGUCAAUUGUAAUAUGAAAUAUUUUAGUUUUAAAAUAGUCUUUGCAUAAUAUGCAAAGAUAUAGCCGACAGCUAUUCCAAGCACAUCCGCUGUCCAUCACAUAUGGGCCACAGUGGGCCUAACUGUGUAUUUACAGAAUGUUUGUAAACCAAACACAAGUUGCAUUUUCUCUUUCAUAAUCAUAUACUGAUUUUGUUUAUUCACAGUAGCGAAGACAUUAUGUAUUAAUAAAGCAAUAAACCACAGCUUUAA